Molecule: messenger RNA, 1089 nt
Organism: Ogataea haglerorum
Lineage: Eukaryota; Fungi; Ascomycota; Pichiomycetes; Pichiales; Pichiaceae
Exons: 1
Coding region: 1-1089 (362 amino acids)
Biological process (GO): phospholipid metabolic process
Molecular function (GO): phosphatidate phosphatase activity
Source: RefSeq, a predicted model, not a curated record
AUGUUCUUCUCGCAAGGAGCAGAAUUUGAGUUUGAGGAAACAUUCAUGGUCAUCAAUGGCCACGAUGUCUCGCUUCCUACCUUUAUAUCGUACGUUCUGGACUGGGCAUUCUACAUCGUUAUUCUCUUGGGGGGCAUAUUUUACGGAGUGCUUGGAACGCCGCGGACAAGCGAUUUUGAUGUCCGAGACACAUCAAUCAUGCACACGUACGUUCAGGAGGCAAAGACCUUAGCCCCGAUAUGGCUGCUUGUGGUCAUGGCCAUUAUGGUGCCGAUUUUGGCGGUGGUUCUAGCAGGCUCUGUGGUCACCAAACUUCCACCUUCUCGCAAGGCGUGGGAUAUCCACUGCGCACUGCUCGCAAUGCUAGGCGCAUCUGCGUUUCAGUUGUUUACUGUGGUUAUUCUGAAAAACGUUUCUGCGCUUCCUCGUCCCGACUUUCUCACGAGAUGUGUUCCCUUCACGUUUGCUUCGCAGCAGCCGGGCUCGCUGAGCACUAUCGGGAUCUGCGCGAACCCGUCACACAGACUUAUUUUUGAGGGAUUGAGAAGCUUUCCAAGCGGCCAUGCAUCGACAAUCACCACGACAUCCACUGUCCAGUUUCUGUUCACCGCAGGUAAACUAAAUCUGUUCGACGGGAGGGGUCUCUCCGGCAAAAACAUCAUCUCCUUGAUGUAUCCUAUUAUCAUCUCGUGCACUGUUGGAUUUUCCAGAGUUUCUGACAACAGACAUUUUGUUCGAGACGUGGUGGCAGGAAUGUGCGUGGGAAUUUUGUACGGCGUACUUUUCUACUCCCUGUACUUCCCUUUCCCGCUGAUUGCUGAAAAUCUUGGAAGAGCAUACUUGCCCCGCAGAUUUGGUGUGAACGACUUAUUCAAUGGAGUUGGGGGAUUCUGGAAAGUACCAGAUCUGCCUGGCGCCCCAGCAGACAGAACAGAAGUCCCUGGUUACUACCAGGAACAAAAUCCAAAAGACCAGGCCGCAGUGCCAUCACCUCAAACAGAGCAAAAACCCCCACCUACUAGGAUUAGCAUCGACACAUCCAAGGUCACCACCAAACUCAAUGAUCUGGCACAAUCGUUGCGGAAAUGA